Molecule: messenger RNA, 6390 nt
Organism: Conger conger (European conger)
Lineage: Eukaryota; Metazoa; Chordata; Actinopteri; Anguilliformes; Congridae
Gene: cuedc1b
Product: CUE domain containing 1b
Exons: 10
Coding region: 65-1228 (387 amino acids)
Molecular function (GO): ubiquitin binding
Source: RefSeq, a predicted model, not a curated record
UUCCCGGGUGGCGUUGCGGGCGCGGCGGAGGGGCUCGCGGUCCCGUCUGGAGCUGCUGUGGAGGAUGACCAGCCUGUUCCGCCGCAGCAAUGGGGCUUCGCGGGGAGGGGACUCCGAGUCGGGCGAGCUCAACAACAGCAGGCCGGCCAGGCAGGUGCGCCGGCUGGAGUUCAACCAGGCCAUGGACGACUUCAAGACCAUGUUCCCCGGCAUGGACUACGAGGUCAUCGAGUGCGUGCUGCGGGCCAACAGCGGGGCCGUGGACGCCACCAUCGACCAGCUGCUGCAGAUGAGCGUCGACGGGCAGGGGUCGGACGACAGCUCAGACUCUGACGACAGCAUCCCGCCCGAGAUUCUAGAGCGGACACUGGAGCCGGACAGUUCCGACGAGGAGCCCCCUCCCGUUUACUCCCCUCCCACCUAUGACAUGCACAUCUACGACAGGAAGUACCCGGAAGCUCCACCCACUCCACCACCCAGAUUCGAAGCCCAGCCCCCUCCCGGGCACCGGCAGGUCCGUGGAUACAGGGAUUGGAACCCCCCGUUGCUAGGCAACCUGCCAGAUGACUUCCUGCGGAUCUUGCCCCAGCAGCUGGACAGUGUGCAGAGCUCACAGAGCAGCCUGUCCCUGCCUUCCUCCUCCUCCUCCUCUUCCUCGCUAUCGACCAUGGCGCAGCAGGUUGCAUUGGGGGGUGGGCCUGGGACCGUUGCCGUGGGGACGGAGCAGGAGCGGAAGCUGAAGCAGUAUUUGGAGGAUGAGAGGAUUGCGCUCUUCCUGCAGAAUGAGGAGUUCAUGAAGGAGCUGCAGCGCAACAGGGAGUUCCUCAUCGCCCUGGAGAGAGAUCGGCUGAAGUUUGAGUCAAAGAAUUCCAAGUCCUAUCAUUCAUCUGCUAGCGUGGAGAAUUCCACAGCAGGAGAGCACUGUGCCUCUGGAUCCGGGGAGGCCUGCAUCCCUGUUUCCGAUGAUGCCUUGUUCCGAGACAAACUCAAGCACAUGGGCAAAUCGACCAGGAAGAAGCUUUUCGAAAUAGCCAGAGCGUUCUCGGAAAAGACCCGGAGGAAAAGGACGAAAAGAAGAACAGGCCUCAAACACCAGUCAUUAGGCACUGCCACCUCCACAGCCAACCUCCUGGAGGACGUGGAGGGAACACCAUGUGAGGAGGAGAGUCGGCUCAGGGGACAGGGUGCAAAGGAAGAGGAGGAGCCCCACAAAGAAGCGUCGUCAUGAACUUUCCAGAUGUUUCCACUUCAGGAUUUCCAUAUCAACAAUGGAACAACCUUUGGCUUUGACUCCUCCUCCCUGACCCAGACCAGCCAAUCCCAAGCCUGUCAGUGCCAUGGGACACAUCUCCUGACACCACACCCAGUUGAAGAGAAACCACAUUGCACUGUAUUUGUUGUUUGGAGGCCCCCCCGUCUCACUCUGGACCUAUAAUUCCAGUACUGUUAGUGUAUAAAUUGUCAAUAUUUAAUUUAUGAAGCUAACAAGCUCUUAAGCUGCCAUUUGUUAGAUAAUGUUUUCAUAACCAUUUUUAUAUAAUUUCACUGAAUUCUCUCAUAGGAAAAUUCUUAUUAUAAUAAUGGUUUUAUAGUGUGUUGUAGUUGCCUUGAUUUGUUUCUCAUUGUUUUGCAGCCCAGGUGAUGUCUUCCUGGGCAGGUGGUUGCAGAUGGUUAUUUACUGGGGCAGUAAAAGCCGUAGCAGUGGUCAGUGUGAAAACGGGGUGACACUCAGGACUCCAUUUACAAGUGCAGGCUCUUCUGUUCACUUUACUGAUGAUGGAGUGGAGCCACUUUGCUGUGGUUUAAAUUGAGUGCUGUGAGAGCAGCCAUAUGAAUCAAAACCUGCCUGCUAAUUUCCGAUGCGUAUAUUGAGGUGCUGUAAAAACUUUAGCUGUGUGGCUUGACUUCCCCCUCCAGAAUGCAUGGGCCAUUCACACAAGCCAGAAUAUUAUCCUGUUUCAGUAGGUCAUAUUAUUUCUGUUCUACCUACUUGGUGAUGGAAAUGGAAUGGGUCAUGGUACCUUCCAUAACUUCCAUGCCUGAGUUUGCUUAAAAUAUAAAAAGAACGCACUUUGUCCUUACUUCUGAUGAUAAUUGGCAUUGAAUAUGCCUCCACUGAACAAGAACAAAACAAACCUGAAAGGAUAUCUGCAAUGAAUGAACUCUAACCUCUGCAGUGCAAGCUUUAUCAUUCUUUUUUUAAACAAAGUGGCUCUGUCAUCUGAAAGGGGCACUUGUAUAGAUAGAAGCCAUUAUCAAUGUUUUGUAUUAUGGUGCAAGAUUGUUUCCUCCCCUGAGUAUCCCAUCUGUUCUGGAAUGUUCUCUUGAGGGUUCUUCUACAUGUGUGAUGAGGGAGAAGCAAUUUUUUAAAAUGAAGUAAACACUCUAGCAGUUUGGCAAAAAUGGACUCCCCCCCCCCCCCCCCCCCCAGAGGAGCAGCUUGAUGUGGUAGAAUGUAGUUUGAUUUGUGAACCUAAGUUCUUUAUAAAGUCUUUUGUCAUUUCUGUUCACAAGUCAAACAGAUGGGUCGGAUGCGACCAUGUUCCUUUCAUGGACACGCUGGAGGGAAUGCUGUUUCUACAUCUUUUGUACACCCUUAGCAACCUUAGGCAGGCUGUCCUUUCCAGAGCAGUGUUCUGCAAAAUUGCAAAACCACUAAAGGACAGCUGUGGCUGCUAAAAUAAGAAUUCAUUUUUUACUUCUGUAUGAUACUGCACAAAAUGAGUGUUGAAUAUUGAAUGAAGGGAUCUCUCCAUGGAGGAGAUGGAAAAGAACAUUGCUCCUGUCACUGUAUUACCAAUAAUUCUGCUGCAUUCUAGGACUGAACAUUCUGUAUGAAAUGGGGAGAGUGAAGAAUCUUGCUUUAUGAAGCGAUAUCUUUGCCAGUGUUAUUGUUACUAGUAACGUUAUUAGACUUUUUUAUAGAAAAUAGAAAAUAUGCACCUGUAUGGAAAGCUGUGUAUGUUGCAAAUGUAUACACAAACUUAAAAAAAAAAAACAGUCGGUGAGGAGAACCACGAGAAAAAAACAAAAACUUGCUUUAUACUUUUUAUUUUAUGCGUGAGACUUCUAGUUCUUGAACUGAAUGAAAUAUCCGGUUGGAUGUGUCAGUGAAGGCUGAUUGGAGGGUAGGCUUGCAGCCAUAUAUGAAUGAUCUUAGAGAGACAUCUGCCCUGAUGAACAGAAUGUGAAGGGAGUUGGUAUUCCCGUUAUAUUUUGUUUCUCUCUUUCACUUGCCAUGGAUUAUAUGAAUCUGUGAAUCACCUCCAGACUGACCCUGCAUGAAGGCGUCUGAAUUCUGAAUAUGUCAUAUGAGACAGGUGAACAGGUGGAUCCAAUUGGACUUAAUUCCAAAUGACUGAUUUCAUAAUUGUGCGUGUGCACUGCGCUUUCCUCCAAAACGUGCGUAUCCCUUUUGCUUAUUUUCAUCCAGCAGGCUGUCUUCAUAGUUCACCAGUUACUGUAGGCAUGUAUGCGUGUGCUUGUUUUUAUGUUAGAUGGCAUGUGUGUGCAGCUUAUUCAAUGAUUCCUUCUUCUCAUGUUCUGUAAAUGAGUGUAUGUUAAAGCUGAACUGAAUAUAGUUCACAGGGUCAGUCUCAUCACACAAUUUUGCAAUUUUGCACCUGAUCACAAAAUUAACCAACCCAUUUCCUUGAGUAUUUAACAAUGAACAACUUGUUUUGUUGUGCUACAAAACACAUUUGGUAAUUAUAACGGUGGACCGAAGAGAGCAAGAUCAAUGUUUUUGUUGCCAUCAAAUGUGUUUACAGUCCCUCUUUGACAAGAGAGCAAGUGACUUUUAGUUCUUCUGUAACUAACAUUAUUUUUAAAGCAAUUAAAUAGUUUUAUUGCAGACCUGCCAGGGGAGAACACAAGGCAGUCAUCAGAGCCCUUAAAGCUUGGUUCUGUUUUCAGUGUGAAUUUGCAUAAAUUGUUCUCAAAUUCUACUCCAGCCCCUUUAACAGCAGCUUUUUGUCCUUGUCCUGAAAAAUCAGGCAGCUCCUGAUGUAAUCAGCUCAAUCAGCCUUUCUUUACUGACAUUUCGGUCUCUUGAUUUGUGUACAUUCCAGUGCACGUAAUGUAGAAUCGGUAAGGAGGCACUCAGUUUGCCUACCUUGGGAAGAAAUCCAUCCAUCUUUGUUGGUGCUUUUCACAUCUGGCUGUAAACUAGAGAGACGCCAGUGUAAAACACACGCAGAUGUUCCCUUCGUGUAAUGCCGAGGGUAAUGUUUCUGAGCAUGGAUGAAUAAUUUGUGAACUUAAUUAAUGGAGGCUUAUGUUAUCAUAAGAAAGCUUGUGUUACCCAACUUCUAUGUGUGCUUGUUUGUCUGUGUGUGGGUAUGUGUAUGUAUGUGCACGCGUUAUCUGCAGGUAAAUAACUAAUCUGCUCAGGGAAGCAUUCAUUCUGUACUUCUGUUCAAAUAUUUUUAGAAGCACAAUUAAACACCAAUAGCAACCACAUCAAAGUUGUUGCAUGGUUAAUAUACUUCAUCCUGCGUAUCCAAUGAACCUUAUGGUUAGGAAGUGCAGGACUAGGUCUGCCCCCUGGCCCUCAUCCUGGGGAAACACUAUAUUGUUUCUUGCUCAAACUACAAUUGAUUUAUUAGUCCUGAUUGACAUUUUCUGAAGGUUAGUGUUACAUGCUGUGACACACCCCUGAGUGGAUAGACAAGCUGGACACAGGGAGAUUUGGAAAUUCCGGAUUGCACCGGCCUUUUAUUCCUUUAUUGCGGACCCUGAGAGGGAGCAAGAGCAAUUAAAAAAAUAUACACAAAAUCUUUGCCCAUCGUCCUCAUGGAAUCCUCAUGUAAAAACUAAACUAAAUAAGGGCAAACUAAAUCAAACCCACGGUCGCUUUCCAGCUCUGUCUCUCUCGGACACUGUUCUCUUGUCUGUGGUUCCCCAGUCUCAGCCUCCUAGUGCAGAAAAAAGCACACAUUAAACAGCCUGGAGUAAUUUGAAACAUAGUCCAGGUGUGUGCCUACUGAACCAGUAGGUGUGGUCCUUGGAUUGCCAUGCUUCCUUCCCGCAAACUGCGUCCUUGCCACAGUUAGAUGUAACAAAUAUGGAUCAAGUGUUUUCAAUAGAAAUGGUAAUAUCUGACCCUUGAAUUAACUUGUAGUGGCUGUCUCAAACUUUUGAUUAUUCAAUUAUUCUUGGCCUGAAAGCAGUUUAUCAAAUAUCUGCUUCCUUCUCCCAAGCUGGAUAAUAAUUAAGGAUCAAAACUAAGCAGGAUAUCAAGCCAAUAUUCAAUAACAUCUUCAACAAAUGUUUUUUUUUUUUAUUAAAGUUUAGCUUUAAGAAAAUGAGCAUUCUUCAACCAGAGCAUUACAAAAAUAACUGGCUUCAACGUAAACUCGCUGAAUGUCUUUGUUUUUAUUUAAUUCAGCCAAUACCGUGUCAUUAGUAUAUAUCUGUCACAUCUUCCCAUCUCAUGUAAACAUUGGCCACUGACUGUAGUUGAAUAACUGCUAAAUUGCAGGCUUAGGUUCAGCACACCACUGAGACUUGGUAAGAUGUGGCCUAUCGCAGGAACCUGUUACCCUGGCUGAAUUUUAAUUUCCUUACAUUUAUAUAAGCAUGUGUUCUCCAAGAUCCAGGUCAUUUCAACAGCUCCAUUUCUUUCUCUUCAGCUUGAGACCAGCUUCAAGACUUGUGAUUCACUAACUCACGGAUUACACUGGGCUAUAGACUGAAGGUCUAUACUCCUGGCAUAACAUUGUGGAUUUGAAUGAAUUUUAUUAGCCAUUUUUCAGGAUUUAAUUCCAUGCAAAUGUUUUAUUCCAGUAACUAUUAUGAGUGAGCAGGGCACCAGAAAUUUAUUUGUAUGUAUUCCUCUUUUGUGUGCAUUCCUCUUUCGUGUGCUCCCUUAAGCAACAGCUCCCUCCAAAGGUAUGUGUGAUAUAUGAAUGUAUGGAAUGGAUAUGAAGCCAGUCUAACUGCUUAUAACAGCUAAUGUACUUGUUUACAAUGUACCUGUGUGGGCCUGCUGUCUAGAAUGACUCAUAGCCCUGUCAUAAGAAUGUACUGUAUUGCUAUAUUUACUGGUGAGAAGAUUUAAAGGCCUGGUCUUAUGUUUUAUAUAUAAUGAAGCAUAUAUACUCUGACUGACGGGUGACAACCUUUGAAAAAAAAGGUCAAAUAACUGCAGUUAAAAAUGGAAAACAAAAAUAGAAAAUUGAUCAUUUCUAAGAUUCAAAAUGGCAUUUGUAUUCAUAGAUGAGCUGAUAAUACAAUGGAAAACAUGUUUGGUGUGCUCUAACUGUCCAAACAAAAUGUAUGAUUAUGUAAGUUAUUGUCAUACUUUCAAGAUUAUUUCCAGAUCAGAUCUUUCUUACAUUUCAGAGAUGUUAAUUUGCUAUUGAAAUAAUAAAAUUGUGAUGUAUCCUG